Molecule: messenger RNA, 420 nt
Organism: Fibroporia radiculosa
Lineage: Eukaryota; Fungi; Basidiomycota; Agaricomycetes; Polyporales; Fibroporiaceae
Exons: 2
Coding region: 1-420 (139 amino acids)
Source: RefSeq, a predicted model, not a curated record
AUGUAUCAAGUAUGCUGGAAGGGAUACACAGAGUCAGAUGACACUUGGGAACCACCCAAGGCACUCAAAAAAGUUCAGAAACUGGUCAAUGAAUUUCAUAAGAAACAUCCAAAAGUACCUCAACCUGUAUCAAAUGUUGAUGAUUGCUCAGAUGAAAUAUUAUUUCAACGAGAAGGGAUCAACAUAUAUGAUGAAGAUAGUGAAGAUUGGGGAUAUAGACAUCUCCAACCCAAACCACUUAUCUUUGAAAAGACCAAGGAAUUUGUGUUUCUUCCCAAGCAAGGCUCAGAGCAUGCAGUGGGAUUUGAUCUGGCAGCUGCAGAUGAACUUAUCAUUGAACCAGGAACCAGGACUAUGGAUAUGUCACACCUCGAAGUAGACUUGCUGUCAAAGGGAUUGAUGUCGCGGCUGGAGUUAUAG